AUGGCCUGGGUGAUGUGCUUCCGAGCUAUGCGCGCGAGUGCAUGCAUGGGCAAUGACCUAGGCAGCUACAUGCGAGCAUGUACGAGUGUUGAUGAGCGAUGUCGGGCGAUGUCGAUGAGCGUGGCUCGCGCGGUUGGCUGGCGCUCGGCUCAAGCUCGCUGGAAACAAGAAAAGCGCCUCCCCUGUCAUCUCACCGCAUCUCACUCGACACAACCUAUUCCUCCUCUCUCCCUUCGCCGUCGGCAGGCAUUACCUAAAAUUCGUACACAGGCUCGCUCAAAAUUCAAAGUAAGUCCAGCCAUGGAACCCGAAAUAAUUCCACCGAAAAAGCCCAUUUUCGACCCUCUGAAGGCCCAUGAAAUCACAGAAGGCAAACAGGCCGAGUUCCGGAAGGUUCCGGUCCCAUCCCACCGCCUCAAACCCCUCAAGGACGCCUGGGAUAUAAUCUACGACAAAGUCUACAAUGUCAUGAAUGUGGACAUCCGCAUGAAUCUGAAAGCCCGUCGUGUAGAGCUGAAAAACAAGCGCGAAACUCCCGAUAUCGGCCACCUUCAGAGAUGCGCGGAUUUCGUCCAUGCCUUUGUUCUCGGUUUUGAUGUACCUGACGCGAAGCUUAUGCUGAGUUACGAUGAGUUGUACAUUGACUCUUUUGAGAUAAGAGAUGUGAAGAGGCUAAGUGGUGAGCACCUGUCGCGUGCGGUGGGCAGGCUUUCGGGAAAAUCGGGUAAGACAAAGUUUGCAAUCGAGAAUGCCACUAAGACUCGGAUUGUGAUUGCUGAUAAGCGGAUUCAUGUGAUGGGACCUUUUGCCCGUAUUAAGAUUGCGAGGAGUUGUCUUUGUAGUCUGAUCAUGGGUUCGCCUGCAGCUAGGGUUUACUCCAAGCUGCGUCUUGUUGCCUCAAGGCUCGACAGCAUGGCAUGAGAUUGUGGUAAUUAUUAUUAUUAUUAUUAUUA
This is a messenger RNA of Striga asiatica, 953 nucleotides long. The record is from the annotation of a GenBank genome assembly. NCBI's taxonomy places the organism in Eukaryota, Viridiplantae, Streptophyta, Magnoliopsida, Lamiales, Orobanchaceae.